AUGCCUACUUUGCCAUCAACUCCACUUUUUGAUGGAACAUCAUCACAUAAUAGUAAUUUAUUACUACAAUCAACACCAAUUUUUUCAACAUUAAAAUCAAUUACUGCUAAUCAAAAAUUUUCUAUUCUUCCACCAACAUUCAAUGAAUUUUCUUCAGUAUCACAGAGUAAUACUGUUAAUUUUACUAACAAUCACUUAACAACAAACUCAAGUAUAAUAAAUAAUAAUAAACAUUUUGAACCUGAAUCAAUUGGAUCUACCAAUUAUUCACCUAAAAAAAUUCAUUCACCUAAAAUCAAAGAAAUGUUUAAAUAUAAAGUUAAUCAAUUUAGAAAAAUUAAAGUUUCAUGUAAUAUAAUAAUACUAAUGAUCUUUAUUUCUUCUGUAUCUAUUACUGUUUCAACGUUGAGAAUUGAUAGUUUUGUAGAAAAUUUACCAAAAUCAGAAGAAAGAGUUUCCAGUAAUCAAAGACACCAAUUUGAAUAUGGAUUUUGGAAAAUGGCAUUUUUAACAACUUUAUUCCAUCUUAUGGUUUCAACAACAUUAUUAAUUAUAUGCCUGAUUCAUCUUUAUUGUGCUUAUUCUAUUACAAAAAAUUUAGAAUAUUCCGAUGAUGAAGUAUUUAUAUAUCUUAAUUCAACUGGUGUCUGGAGAAAUAUAAUGGCAUAUUUUUAUCUUGUUUCAUUAAUGAUUUCAAUUAUAACAAAUACAUGCUUUAUUUUUGUUAUACCAACAAAUAUAGCACUUCAUACAUUUUUCAAGUGGUGUAAGAUAGUAAAAGAUGAAAAUUAUUAUAAUGAUGAAUAUAAUUCUCCAACAUGUCCACGAAUAACACGAACAUCUGAAAAAAUGGAUAUUAAUAGUUUGAGUACACUACUCUUUGUUAUUUUAUCUUUUAUUGAUUUAAUUUUUUUUCCUACAACAAAGAAAGUUUUUAGAAAAUUUUAA
This is a messenger RNA of Strongyloides ratti, 948 nucleotides long. RefSeq lists its product as hypothetical. The record is from RefSeq and is a predicted model, not a curated record. The transcript has 6 exons. NCBI's taxonomy places the organism in Eukaryota, Metazoa, Nematoda, Chromadorea, Rhabditida, Strongyloididae. The coding region runs from base 1 to 948 and encodes 315 amino acids.